Molecule: messenger RNA, 307 nt
Organism: Sphaeroforma arctica JP610
Lineage: Eukaryota; Ichthyosporea; Ichthyophonida
Exons: 1
Source: RefSeq, a predicted model, not a curated record
GUGCGACAACCGUGAAGAUCAUAGGCCUGGGCAGUAGCGCCUUAGCUCAGGCGGCUGCCGCUGCGGCCAUCCAGUCCCCUGGAGGUGUGAAACGGGGAGUGACCGGUCCUGCAAGCACAACACCCGCACAGCAGAAGCUCAAGAGGAGCAGGGAAUCUGCAGAACAAGGUACGUGCACAGAUAUGCCGAUUUGUUUUAAAGUUCUGGGCUAAAUCCCUUUUUUUUAAAUACCACAAGCGAGUUGGUACUUGAAGAGUUGGAGUUGUUCCUGGCUUGGGCAGUGACACAUGUGAGAUGGGCGUGUGUG